This is a messenger RNA of Pseudocercospora fijiensis CIRAD86, 474 nucleotides long. RefSeq lists its product as uncharacterized. Bases 1 to 474 code for a protein of 157 amino acids. The transcript has 4 exons. Lineage: Eukaryota; Fungi; Ascomycota; Dothideomycetes; Mycosphaerellales; Mycosphaerellaceae. The record is from RefSeq and is a predicted model, not a curated record.
AUGUGCACGGCAGGCAAUGGGUUGUUGAUGUCGAAUAAGAAUGCAUAUGAUACCUUCUUGAUGUGGACAUGGUUGCAAAAUGAGCCUGUGUGCGAGCGGCGUGGCAUGUCACUCACCUACACGGCCAUGUCUAGCAACAUGACGGCCGGGCAGGGGCAGCGUCAAGCUUCAGUCGUUGAGGUCAGAGAUGGGCAGGCAGGUGGUGUAGGUGUAGAGACGGUCAUGGGCGCACGCGAUGCGGAUCGAGGAAGACGGUCGAUUCGAGCGCACCGCGACUCCUCCAGGUUAAACGUUCGCAUAAUGAGAGAGCAGGUGCCAGUGCCAGGAAAGUCAAUGCGUCCCGACAUGCUUUGCGCGCUAGUGCCAUCCCUGCUCGCCAAUGGCAGCGCCGCGCACUUACCAGUGGUUCCCGUGCUCCGGUGCUCCGCUGCACUUUGCCCUGCACUCUGCGAUCCCUGCGGCCGGAAACGUUGA